AUGAAGAUUUCCGCAGCUGCUCUUUUUAUUUUACUUGCCAUUGCACGAGCAAACCUUGCCAUCAGCAAACAGAUUGGGGUUGGACUUGGUGUCGACAAGCAAAUCGGCGCUCGAGGUGGUGAUGGUGUCAAUGCUGGCGUUGGCGCGAAUGACGGAGUCGGUGCUAAUCUUGGUGUCAAUGAAAGAGUCAAUACUGGUGCCGGUGAUUCAGGCGCCAACGCAAAUGCUGGUGCCAAUGCUGCUGCGAAUGCGGGAGUUGGAGCCGGUGGUAAUGUUGGAAUUCAAAAGAAUGUUGGUGUCGGUCUCGGUCUCGGAGUGCAAAAGAACCUAGGCCUAGGGCUUGGACUUCAAAACAGUAUAGGACUUGGGCUUGGUGUUGGUGUUGGUGUUGGCAUUCAAAAGAGUAUUGGUAAUCAAGCACCAACGACUUCCCCUCCACAAUCUAGUGUGUCAACCACCCUUGAUCCCGUUGCAACAACAGUGAUUACAGUCGCCUCCUGUGCAAAAUGGUCGCUGCUCCACUCUGGAACAAGAAGUGACUAG
This is a messenger RNA of Lodderomyces beijingensis, 543 nucleotides long. Lineage: Eukaryota; Fungi; Ascomycota; Pichiomycetes; Serinales; Debaryomycetaceae. The record is from the annotation of a GenBank genome assembly.